Messenger RNA from Wasmannia auropunctata (little fire ant), 1184 nucleotides. Its product is annotated as zinc metalloproteinase nas-4-like. Bases 68 to 889 code for a protein of 273 amino acids. The transcript has 4 exons. Gene Ontology annotation, molecular function: zinc ion binding; metalloendopeptidase activity. Gene Ontology annotation, biological process: proteolysis. The record is from RefSeq and is a predicted model, not a curated record. Lineage: Eukaryota; Metazoa; Arthropoda; Insecta; Hymenoptera; Formicidae.
GUUUUCGUCGUUAUAAGUCUAUAGGACCAUAGGCAAAACGGUAACUGGCUAUAAUUUAACGUCAAUUAUGAUUUGUCGAUUGUUAAUCACUUUCGCGUGGACGCUUUCCGUCUUCGCAAUAUUUGCGUCGGCGAUCCCUUACACAAGGGAUACUAAGGAGAUGCCCAUGAUGGUUCCGGACAAGGAAACAGGAGCUCGGGUAGCGAAAUGGACCAAGGAAAUGAAUGUAAAUCCUGAGGAAUUGGGCGGCUAUUUUGAAGGAGACAUUAUGCUCAUCAAAAACACUAAUAGAAACGGACUUAAAAAUGAAGCCACACGUUGGCCUAAUCGCGUUGUUCCCUACAAAAUCAGUGGUAACUUCAAUAAAGAUCAAAAGAACCUUAUACACAAUGCAAUGAAAGCCUAUCACAAUUAUACAUGCAUCAGAUUUAAACCGCAGCGAAAGGAAAAGAAUUAUGUCAACAUCAUUAGUGAGAACACUGGGUGCCAUAGUAAUAUUGGCAGGAUUGGCGGUCAACAAAUAGUAAACUUACAGAUUCCUGGUUGUGUAACAUUGAUAGGUACCGCGAUACAUGAGCUCAUGCACGCCCUCGGUUUUUUUCAUGAGCACACCAGAGAAGACCGAGAUGAUUACGUGGAUAUCAUUUGGAAUAAUAUUCAAGAACCUACCAAAGGUAAUUUCGUGAAAGAUACGCCGGGGACUGCCGACUCUUUCAAUACGUCUUACGAUUAUGGCAGCGUGAUGCACUAUUCAGCAUACGCGUUUGCCAUAGAUAAGGAAGAGAAAACCAUUGUGCCUACGGAAGAUCCAGACGCAGAAAUCGGCCAAAGAGAGGGCUUUAGUGAAGGCGAUAUUAAAAGAAUCAACACAAUGUACAAUUGCGCCUAAUGUCGGCGUAAUCGGCAUUUACCGGCCGCAGACGUCUGAUGUAUUGAUAAAUGGAUACGACUUUGAUAAUGUUUUUAUGUAUUAAUAAGAAAUUCUAAAUUAGAAAUAUUUAACAUUCACGCAUACUGUGUAUAAAUACACUACUAUGUUUUCUUUUCUGCAACUGGUGAAUGUAAUCGGCAUUUUAUUAUGUAUUUAUGUAAUUGUUAUUAAAUAUUACAAUAUUGUAAAUGUACUUGUGCAUCUCAUGUGUACAAAUGUACAUAUUGAAUAUAAAUAUAAUACGUGCAUCAUA